Molecule: messenger RNA, 969 nt
Organism: Porites evermanni
Lineage: Eukaryota; Metazoa; Cnidaria; Anthozoa; Scleractinia; Poritidae
Source: the annotation of a GenBank genome assembly
AUGUCUGAUAGCUUUCAAGAGUGGAGCUGCAGCAGCGCAUGUACACCACCUCAACACUGUUAUUUACCACGCUGCACAAAAAUUCCUUUCCCUGAAACAUUUAGCGGAUCAGGAAAGGUCAGUUAACUUUUCUAGAUGCUAAAAAAUACAAAGUAUGAAUAGCAAUCUAAAUUUAGUUAAUUACACAGACAAAACCACCCUCAAUCGUUUACUUAUUGUGUUAUUAUUAUUAUUAAUUUUUUUUUCAAACUUUUUUUUGAGGUUCAUGUGCACGUAUCGCUAAGUCACGGCGAGAAUUUUUCACGUCUUCACUCACCUGCUGCAUUGUGGGUUCAUUCUGUCAGUACACGUGGAUUUGAGGUAUGCGCACGUGAGGCUGGUGCUGGAUCAAAUGGAACUGGGAUCAUAAACUGGAUGGCGUUCCACGAUCAACCACAAGUUACAUCUGGCAGGAUAGCGUUCGGUGGAACGUGGACAACAGAAACCAAGUGCGACAAAGUGACGUUUAAAAAGGUAAGUGUUAGAAGCAAAAAGAAAGGCGCGGAAAAUAUAUAUUACCUUUUCCAUUUUUGCUAUGCACUACUAGGUCACCUAUGUCAUCUAGGUCAUCUAUAAAUAAUUUUUGCCUUUUAUCUUACGCCCGUCAGGAUCUAUUCAUUCCUCAGUUUAUGUGUUCAUGAUUUAUUCUAUCGAGUACGCGAAACCGAUUUCUCAAAUUGAAGAAAGUUUAAACGAUUGUCCUGUGAUUUUCCCUUUGAUAUACUGACAAAGAUCUUAAAAUUUCAGAGCUUUGCUGCGAGGCCCUUUGUUUUUGUCUCGGCGAAGUACACUCGAGCUACGAAGCCCAGUGAUGCAGUGUAUGUUUGGUUAGAGAACGUCAGUUCCAGAAGCUUUGAGGUGUGCAUCAAGGAAUUCUUACCAUUUGAUGGAAAACACCAAGAUACAGUGGUGGUGGGUAUAGCUGUUACC